AUGGAGCAACUCCCUCAAGAGCUAGCCGAUCAAAUUUGCCGCUAUCUGACAGUCGAUGAUUUAUACACGGUCUCACUACUAUCACGCGAAUUCCGCAAAGCCGCCAAAGACUGUGCGCGGAAAUACCCCCGGGAAAUUGUCGAAUACCAGGAGCGAGACAAACAGGCCAUUCUCAAGCGUUACAGUGGCUUUCUACACCACUACAUUGAACGAAUCAAAUUUGACCUCUGGACCCCAGAUCCCAAGGAGCCAGAUGUCGACUCUUGGUGCAAUGACGUGGAUCCAGAAGAACAACGAGAGCGAGACAUCAUUUUCACUGCGCAGAUCCGAGAUCUGUUCGAGACGCUCAAAACUUUGGAGGAGCGUGCCUGCGAAGAAGGCCACGGCGCUUAUGAGUUGGUCAUUUGCGUUCCUGAUGCAUUUUCAAAACGUGACAGUCAAAAUUAUUGCAUUUGUGCAGACCACGCGAAAUGGCGAACAAAGCUACUGGAUCCCGAAAAGCUGCCUGGUCUCCUGUCAGUUCGUGCUCUUCGAAUCAGGGAUCCCGAUGAAGAGUCUUUCAUAAAGCUGGACUAUCGGAUCAUCACCGACCUAAUUGCCCAUCUGCCCAAUGUUGAGAGUGCAGUCUGCUAUAUUGGCGCUGACGAGUCUACACCGCUUUACGUUCACGAGCCUGCUAAAUCGUUCGUGUGGGAGUUUGAUAAUCUACGGAGAGACACGAGGCAUGGACUUCUUGAGGCAAUUGAGUCUUUGACCCUGCCCGAAUCACUGCGAUCCGUGCACUUGGACUUCUUCCCUGGUUCCUACAGCACGGAGGGGAAUCUCCAUCACUACAAAGCGCAGCCAGAUUUCGUUACGCCAGCCACUACGGACCCGUUUAGCAACAGCCUGCGAAUACUUUCACGCAAUCUUCGGCAUCUGACGUUGAGCGCGCAAAUUGAUUCAAGUAUGUUCGUUUUAGAGGACGGCUCAGUCCCAAUAUGGCCAAACCUUGAAGAACUACGCAUAAAAUUUUAUAUGGUCACCCCUUCUGGGAACUGGUAUUUUGAGGGCCCGCGAGGCGAAGGUCGCGACCUCCAUGGCUAUGACAUUGUCGAUGCCUUAUAUCCCGACGACUACCUUCAUGACUGCGAUGACGACGAACGUGGCAGAUCUUUCGAGUCAUGGGGGAAGUACCUAUUCAGGAUAUCACCAAACGAGCAAAUCCUGCGACCGUUUCUAGCGAGUUUCGCGAAGGCCUUAACAAACAUGCCAAAACUGCGGCACGCUGUUUUAUGGACACCACUCGAUCUGGACACAGACUGCUACAGCGAUGACGAUGACUCGGCGUUUGACUAUUACAAUCUACCCUCCUCCUGGGUCAAAGGUGAGAUGGCGUGGGGCCUGCAGUACUGCGCGCCAGGAGAACUGGGCGUCGUUGACCAGAAUCCUCUCCGUAUCAGCGAAUGUCGCCAAAUACAAUGGAACGUUGGGGAGUGGCGGCCUGAUACAGAACUACACGGCAUGUUCCAGCAAAUUGGCCGCGAGCAGCAUGGAGAAGCACUGAAAGAGCGCUGGGACGAUGAUAAAUUUGGCCAGGGCUUGGUGGUACGAUGGGAUUUUGAAGAAUUGACACGGGACGAGCGAUUAUGGUAA
Molecule: messenger RNA, 1635 nt
Organism: Parastagonospora nodorum SN15
Lineage: Eukaryota; Fungi; Ascomycota; Dothideomycetes; Pleosporales; Phaeosphaeriaceae
Exons: 1
Coding region: 1-1635 (544 amino acids)
Molecular function (GO): protein binding
Source: RefSeq, a predicted model, not a curated record